AUGCAGCCCUACGACCGCCGCGGGGACGUAUCGCCCGUCGAAGGACCAAGCUCGCAGUUUCCACCGCCGCCGCCCGCCCACCGCACUCCCGUCGGCAUGCACCCGGGCACCAACUACAGCCAGAUGCAGAGCCAGCGCCAGUACGGCGCAGACCCGAACAACUACUCCAACUACUCGCCGCCGGGCAUCACACCCGGGGCGGACAAUCUGGGAGAGGGCGCCGCCGGCGGAGGUAUCAACGGAAUUGCCCUCGGAGUCGCGCACACGCACGAGCGAGACAGCGGAGUGCAGGCAAUGAGGGAUAUGAAUAACCGCAGUAAUGACGCACCUAUGGGGGUGCCAGAGCAAAGACAUCAACCAGCUACGCCCUUCUCCGACCAGUACGCAUACGACCAGCCCAUGCCUCCGCGACCGAUACACUCGCAGCCCUCGUAUGGAUCCAAUGCCCCCCUCGCCGCUACCUCCAUUGCACCUGCAGGCAUGUACUCGAGCAACAGCUCGCAGCAGAGCAUGUCGGGUCUCUCGUCGCCGCCGCAGAAUGCCUACCCCUACUCGGACAGCCCCUACAACCGCUACUCCUCCUCGAACCUGAACCUCGCGCCGCAGAUGGGCGAGAUCAACCCCCAAGAUGUUGCCGACGAUGACGACUGGGGCAUGACGCCAGCACAGCAGAAGCGGAGAUCUUUUGUGCCGUUUGGCUCGGGGAGCCGCGAUGGGACGCCUCCUGCUACUGCCGGAGCGGCCGCCGGUGCCGGAGUACUAGCCGCAGAUGGCGCCACUCGAGAUGCAAGCGGCCAAUACAACGCUGUGCCCACGGGUGACGGCAGCCAGCCUGAGCUGGUGCGGGAAAAGUCAGACUGGCUCGACCGACAGAACCACGGCAGGAAACGUCUCACGUGGAUUGUCGGCUCGGUAAUAGCCCUCGUCAUCAUCGGCGCCAUUAUCGGAGGCGUGCUCGGCUCUGUGCUGCACAAGGGCGGUGGCUCGGGAGGAGGAAGCAGCAGCGAGGACGCCGCGAAUGCCGUUGAGCAAGACAACAAGGACGACUUGGAUAUCAACUCGAGCGAGAUCAAGAAACUGAUGAACAACAAGAAUCUGCACAAAGUCUUCCCGGGCAUGGACUACACUCCGCUAAACGCACAGUACCCCGAAUGCAUACAUGUCCCGCCCUCGCAGAACAACAUCACCCGCGACAUGGCCGUCAUGUCGCAACUAACAAACGCGGUGAGGCUGUACGGUACCGACUGCAACCAGACGGAGAUGGUGCUCCAUGCCAUUGACAAGCUGGAGCUGACCGACAUGAAGGUCUGGCUCGGCGUGUGGCUAGGAAACAACGACACCACCAACGAGCGCCAGGUCUCGCAGAUGUGGGAUAUCUUCGAUAAGCACGGCGGCGACAAGUUCAAGGGCGUCAUUGUCGGCAACGAAGUCCUCUACCGCGAGGACCUCACAGAGACCGAGCUCCUCAAGUUCAUCACCGACAUCAAGUCGAAUCUGACGAAGCAGAGCAUCGACCUCCCUAUCGCCACCUCGGAUCUCGGCGACAAUUGGACAGCGGAUAUGGCGAGUAAAGUAGACAUCGUCAUGUCCAACGUUCACCCUUUCUUCGCCGGCGUCGAAGUCAGCAAAGCCGCCGGAUGGACGUGGAGCUUCUGGCAGACCCACGACGUCGUCCUCACCCAGAGCGAUACCAGCAUCAAGCAAAUCGUCGCCGAAGUCGGAUGGCCAUCAGGAGGCGGCAACGACUGCGGCGGGUCAGACUGCACGUCGUCGACACAAGGCUCCAUCGCCGGUAUCGACGAGAUGAACUCCUUCAUGGAGGACUGGGUCUGCCAGAGCAUGAAGAACGGGACUGAGUAUUUCUGGUUCGAAGCCUUCGACGAGCCCUGGAAGGUCCGCUACAACGAGCCCGGCAAAGAGUGGGAAGACAAAUGGGGCCUCAUGGACAUCGACCGCAACCUGAAGAAGGGCGUCACGAUCCCCGACUGUGGCGGCCAGACAGUCUCAUCAUAG
This is a messenger RNA of Trematosphaeria pertusa, 2013 nucleotides long. RefSeq names its product glycoside hydrolase family 17 protein. Gene Ontology annotation, cellular component: fungal-type cell wall; cell surface; extracellular region. Gene Ontology annotation, biological process: cell wall organization. The record is from RefSeq and is a predicted model, not a curated record. NCBI's taxonomy places the organism in Eukaryota, Fungi, Ascomycota, Dothideomycetes, Pleosporales, Trematosphaeriaceae. Bases 1 to 2013 code for a protein of 670 amino acids. Gene Ontology annotation, molecular function: glucan endo-1,3-beta-D-glucosidase activity; 1,3-beta-glucanosyltransferase activity. The transcript is spliced from 2 exons.